Messenger RNA from Brassica rapa (field mustard), 2037 nucleotides. RefSeq lists its product as uncharacterized. The record is from RefSeq and is a predicted model, not a curated record. Lineage: Eukaryota; Viridiplantae; Streptophyta; Magnoliopsida; Brassicales; Brassicaceae.
UUCAUCCCCGUCGAUCUCCCCCUCCAUUCUGCGUCGCUCUCCCCCGCCGUUCUCCGUCGCUCUCCCCCGCCGUUCUCCGUCGCUCUCCCCCGCCGUUCUCCGUCGAUCUCGCCGUCCCUUCAUUCCCAUCUCUCUCCCUCUCUCUCUCUCGAAAAUCUCAGCCGAAAGAUGUCUUAUGCGGAUUUUCUCGCCGGUUCUUUUCCAUCUUCCUCAUCUGCUGGUCUGGGUUCCCCGGCUGCACAAGGAACAAGUGUCCCUCAGCCACAGCCAGCAUCAAUCAUCGAGGAUAGGUUACUGAACGAGUUGUUGGUGGCACCAGGACGAGAGUUGCUUCCUAAGCUGAGCCCAAAUGGAGAACCAAAUACUAGCUGGUUUAGGCGAAGAAAUCGCAAUGCAAUUUGCAAGUCGAUUUUGAAAUGCUUUCACAGUCUCCUUGAGUUGCCUUAUCCGACGUAUGCACAUGUUCCAUUAGAAAUUCAGAAGAUGUGGCUCCGUUCAUUUGCGCAAGAUUGGAACUGGGACCCUGCUUUCACCAAUGAUGUGCGGACAGCCUUUAAUUUGCAGGCUAGAAAGCAGUACACGAGCAACGUGACUGAGUGGAAGAAAAAGUGGAGGCUGAAGAAGGAUAAACCCAUAUGUCUGAAUCAAGAUGUGUGGGACGGGUUUAAAGCCUAUUGGCAGCUCGAUGCUACUGCACAUAUUGCAGCUACCAAUUCUGUUAAUAGAAGAAGCAAGCGUGGUGGAAAAGGUGAAGCAGUACACAAUGGUGGUGCUAAGACACGAGAGGAACGUGAGAUAGAAAUGACUGCUGAAAGGGGUGGUGUGCCACCAGAUUGGUUAGAAUUGAUGAGGGAUAUGCACACCAAUAAACAAACCGGUGAGGUGCAAGAUCCUGUUGCGAGAGAGCUGUUGGCAACUCUGAGUAAGCUGAAGGAGGACAAAGAAGCACAACUUCAGCAGUCUCAUCAGUUGUCUGCGAAUGAUGGAUCUACAGCUUCUAACAUGCUGUCCCGCGAAGAGAUCAACCAACUGGUUCUCGAGAAUGUUCCUAUUAAGAAGGGUCGUCGGUAUGGUAUCGGUCGUACCUCUGAAGCUAUCUCAACCUCAUCAUCUCAGCUCUCUGUUUCUUCCUCGAGUAUUGUUCAGUACAUGGAGCGGAUGAAGACGGAGCUUGAUGAAGAGCGGUCAAAACGUCAAGCUAUUGAGGAACAGCUUCGUAGCGUGACCGCUUUCAUUUCCAACCUUUACCCGAGCAGUUCUCUGCAACUCAAACCCAGCCGGACUCUGCAACCCAAAGCCCCGACGAUCGAUGUUUCUAGUAAGGAACUUUGGUUUUUUUUUUACGUGCUGGAACUUUGCCAACGGUUUUUGGUAUGUGUUUUGGUGUGAUUAAUCACUUUGGUAUGUUUGUACAAUCUAUGACUAGUAAAUUAAUUACUUUAUCGAUGUAUGUUUGUUUUUAACUUUGCAAAUCUUUUAUAAAAAUUUGACUUUUAAAAUUCAAAAUCGAACUACCAUUUCAGUAUUUUAUAAUCCCAACCGAAAUAAACGUUUCUGACCGAUGCACCUGUCAGAAAUAUCCGACCGAAGUACCCGUCAAAACUUUCUGACCGAAAUAUCCGUCAAAUAUUUCUGACCGUAUCUUCCGUCAAAACUUUCUGACCGUAUCUUCCGUCAAAACUUUCUGACCGCUGUUACCGUCAAAAGUUUCUGACCGCAAUUAUGGUCAGACGUUUCUGACCGACAUUUCUGACGGAAAUUCGUCGGUUUUCGGUCAGAUAUUUCUGACCGUUUCUGACCGCUUAAAAAUUUCUGACCAUAUAGAUCUGUCAGAACAGGCCAUUUCCGAUCGUUUUCCAACGGAUAUGACGGUCAGAAAUUACUGAUUUUCUUGUAGUGUACGAACAAAGAAAAAAAACUUCUUCCACGAGUUGAAGUUCGAAAUGAACUUCUUAACCACUGACAUAAAGUUCCGAGGGACCAGCCUAUGCUUGUCCGUAUCUUUGACGAGUUGAAGCCUCAAAAGCGCUUCAAAAU